UCAAAUCAAUGUGCCAAUAUCAUCUUCAUUUUAAUGUAGGAAGAACCACAAAGGGUAAAUAAUGCACACGAAAUGAUCCCAAACUCAAGUUAUUUACCAGAAUACCACCUAAAAAUAAAACCAAUUAAAAUUGUUCCAUCUUUUCAUUUCGAAUCUAAAUUAGUAUAACAUUAACUUUCCCGCUGAACCAAGUGCUAUACAAAAAGAAAAGGCACAAAGCCAAAACCACAUUGCAAACAAAAGCAAGUAAAGUAAAGCAACCAAAACCCACCCUAAAAACUACCAAUAUUGGUUGAAAAAAGGUCCCUAGAAAAACCAAUGUUUAACAAAAACCACCACAAAACUUUCCUAUAAUUUAAAAAACCCUUCAUUUCGCCCUAAUUUUGCCCUGUAAAAAUUUUCCCGCAAAGCUUACCUUUUCUUCUCAUCUACAGCCCUAAUUUUCCCGGGAAAAAUUAACAGCCACUCGACAAAGUUCGCAGGUGAAAUCAAUCUCCAAUUUCUCUCUCCUCUCUCUUUCUCUCUCCUCCAUCUUUCUCUUUCUCUCUCCUCUUCACCAACUCUUCCUCACAUGGUGUAGAUCUUCUCACCCCCAUUAUCGUCUUCAUCUGCCCCCUCUUUUAUUUUCUAUAUCUUCUUCUUCACGCCUCUCUCAAAAACCCCAGAAAAAAAACCCCAUUAAAUCUAAAUCUGCAUCUUCAGAAACCUUCAACAAUGGCGCAUGAAGAUCUAUCUUCAUCAUCUAAGCCUUAUCUCAUCAACCACCCUUCAAAAAUUGCUCGCCCUUCUCUCUCUUUGGACAAGAAAAUCGAUGAGGGACCCACUACCCCAUCUCAAAUUAUCGACCGAAUGAUCAAUUCGAAUCACUACCCUUCUCCUUCUAGAACCAUCUUGAGUGAUCGAUUCAUCCCUUCUAGAACUUCUUCAAAUUUCUCUCUGUUCAAUUUGACGCCGUCGCCGUCUUCUACGCCGUCGCCGAGUAGUAAGAAUCAGCCCGAUGGGGCUCGGAGUGAAGAUUCUCCUAGUGCUUAUACAUCGCUUCUUCGGGCCGCACUUUUCGGGCCGGAUUCUGGGUCGUUCUUCCCUGGUACGCCGGAUAAAGGACCGCCAAAUCGGAAUAUUUUUCGGUUUAAGACCGAGACAAAGCGGCCAUUGCCGUCGUUGAUGCCUUUCGGGCCCGAUGAUUCGAUCCCUGGUGUUAGUUAUAGCCCGGUUAAAACUCCCCGGAAAGUACCAAGGUCUCCUUAUAAGGUACUGGAUGCACCGGCAUUGCAGGACGAUUUUUAUUUGAAUUUGGUAGAUUGGUCUUCACAUAAUGUGCUUGCUGUUGGAUUAGGAAAUUGCGUUUACUUGUGGAAUGCUUGCAGUAGCAAGGUGACAAAGUUAUGUGACUUGGGGAUUGAUGACAGCGUUUGUUCUGUUGGAUGGGCUCAGCGGGGGACACAUCUAGCUGUUGGUACAAACAACGGCAAAGUUCAAAUUUGGGAUGCCUCUCGGUGCAAAAGGAUUAGAACUAUGGAAGGCCAUCGAUUCCGUGUGGGUGCACUAGCAUGGAGUUCUUCUGUGUUGUCUUCGGGCAGCCGAGAUAAGAAUAUAUUCCAAAGAGAUAUACGUGCUCAGGAUGAUUAUGUCAGUAAAUUAACUGGACACAAGUCAGAGGUUUGUGGGCUUAAGUGGUCGUAUGAUAAUCGCGAGCUAGCAUCAGGCGGGAAUGACAAUAGACUUUUCGUAUGGAACCUACAUUCAACUCAACCUGUAUUGAAGUAUUCUGAGCAUACAGCGGCAGUUAAAGCAAUUGCUUGGUCUCCCCAUCUUCAUGGGCUUCUUGCGUCUGGUGGUGGUACUGCUGAUAGAUGCAUUCGUUUUUGGAACACAACGACUAAUUCACAGUUGGGAUGCAUGGACACUGGUAGUCAGGUUUGCAACCUUGUGUGGUCUAAAAAUGUUAAUGAACUUGUCAGCACCCAUGGAUACUCCCAAAAUCAAAUUGUUGUAUGGAGAUACCCUAGCAUGUCAAAGCUGGCAACUCUUACAGGACAUACUUUCAGAGUCCUCUAUCUUGCAAUUUCACCAGAUGGGCAGACCAUCGUAACUGGAGCGGGAGAUGAAACACUAAGAUUUUGGAAUGUCUUCCCUUCUUCGAAGUCUCAGAACACUGACAGUGAGCUCGGAUUUCUAUCUCUGGGAAGAGCUCAAAUACGGUGACAUCUAUGACUAAUAAUCCCAUUUAUUGUAGAAAGCUUGUACAAUUGAGCAACAAGAGAUUGCUCGUCUCUUGGAGGUUCCAGAUAAGGCUGUGGGGAAAAAUUGAAAAUUGAUAGCGAUUUGUCUUCCUCAGGCAAGCCCUACAAGUUUUGGUCUACUGGUGCCCAGAUUGGCUCACUUGUUUGAGUAAUUGGGGAGCCCCAACAAUUUUGUCACUAGAGUUGAUGGAAAUUGCUACUAAUAUUUUUGUCUGAAUACAUGUAUAGAGUGGGAGUUGUUCUCCUGUUAUAAUAUAUCCGUAGGGGCCCCAAAGAUGCAAUCUUGUAAAUAAGAUAAUUGUCACAUUACUAUCAUUUCUUAUAGAGCUUUUUCUGUUCACAUUU
Chenopodium quinoa (quinoa) is the source of this 2588-nucleotide messenger RNA. RefSeq names its product protein FIZZY-RELATED 2-like. Lineage: Eukaryota; Viridiplantae; Streptophyta; Magnoliopsida; Caryophyllales; Amaranthaceae. Gene Ontology annotation, molecular function: ubiquitin ligase activator activity; anaphase-promoting complex binding; protein binding. Gene Ontology annotation, biological process: anaphase-promoting complex-dependent catabolic process; positive regulation of ubiquitin protein ligase activity; positive regulation of anaphase-promoting complex-dependent catabolic process. Gene Ontology annotation, cellular component: anaphase-promoting complex. The transcript has 10 exons. The record is from RefSeq and is a predicted model, not a curated record. The coding region runs from base 715 to 2205 and encodes 496 amino acids.